UCCGGACAAUAUGCAGCUGAUAAGCAGAAUACAGAAACCCGUGUGCUCUUAAGUUGUUAUUUGAUAAGAUUUACACGCAAUCAAAUAGGAUCAUCGCUCUUCAAUCCAGAAAGAGUACUGCAAGAAUCAUUCCAUUUUAAGCAGAUUAAAGAUGAGCUACUGGGGGAGUCAUUACUCCGGGCUUCGCGAACAGGCGAAGGAUGAUGGGGUUGAGGAGGGUCAAGAGGACGCUCAGACGAUGGAGUUGCGCAGCUCCUUAAACAUAACCAAAGAGCAAUUUCAAGAGCUCAAAGAAUGUUUCAAAUUAUGUGACAAAAGUGGGAAGGGAACGCUCACCGGAGUAGAAUUAAAGGCACUCAUGAAAUCUGUUGGUGACGAUCCUGAUGGUGAAGAUAUUCAAGAGAUAAUGUACGAAGUCGAUUUGGAUGGAAAUGGGGAAAUUGACUUCAUGGAAUUUGUGCAUGUAAUGCACAAGAAUGUUAAACAACCAAUAACAGAUGCAAAUAUGGAGCAGUGCUUUAAAGUAUUCGACUCUGAUGAGAAUGGAUAUAUCACUAUAAGAGGUCUGGAGCGAGUAUUUCUGAGUCUCGGCCAGCAGUGCUCUACAACAGAAUUGAAAGACAUGAUUUCAUUCAUCGAUUCAGAUGCCGAAGAAGGACUUGUCACAAUCGAAUAUUUUAAGAAGUAUCUUGAAGGUGAAAAGUUGCUGAGAAGAGACGAUGACGUAGAUCCAUACAUAAGACCGCGUUCUGUUCGCAGUACAAGAAGCAAGAAAUAGUGCUGGCAAGUGAAAUUGAAUUGACAGGGGAACCCUGAGAAUGAUUACAGACUAAGGACAAUUUUUUCUAAUAAGCAUCGAUACCCAUCUCAAUAAGUAUCAAUAAGUAUCGACUUGCGGACAGCCCUCAGUUCACUCAGCAGACAGUGAGAACCUGGUUGAAACAUACUACGGCAGUGCGUGGUGGCCACUCUACGAUGACCCCUCAACAUCGCAUUCCCCAACGUUCGAUAUCGAAUACAGGACAAACAUUUACCUUUACCGUUUAGUGAUACCCAAACCAAUUAAAAAUUUUCAACCAAUUUCCAACAAAUUUGCAAAAUGGUGGGAUUAGUGACAAGACUUUGUAUUGGGAGAG
This is a messenger RNA of Rhopilema esculentum, 1136 nucleotides long. RefSeq names its product neo-calmodulin. The record is from RefSeq and is a predicted model, not a curated record. Gene Ontology annotation, cellular component: myosin II complex. Lineage: Eukaryota; Metazoa; Cnidaria; Scyphozoa; Rhizostomeae; Rhizostomatidae. Gene Ontology annotation, molecular function: calcium ion binding.